Oncorhynchus mykiss (rainbow trout) is the source of this 1260-nucleotide messenger RNA. The record is from RefSeq and is a predicted model, not a curated record. Lineage: Eukaryota; Metazoa; Chordata; Actinopteri; Salmoniformes; Salmonidae.
AUGGGUAUCAUGAUUCUGAUUUUUUUCACUUUGACUUGUGUUGGCCGUGUCUAUGGACAAGAAAGCUACGCAGGUGAAAACAUCACCCGUAUUCUGGACCGACUACUAGAUGGAUAUGACAACAGGUUGCGGCCAGGAUCCGGAGGUAUGAUUACAGAGGUGAAAACAGAUAUCUUUGUCACCAGCUUUGGACCAGUAUCAGAUGUGGAAAUGGAGUACACCAUCGACAUGUUCUUCCGACAGACCUGGGUGGACGAGAGGCUGAAGUACGACGGCGCCGUGGAGAUCCUGCGUCUCAAUAACAAGAUGGUGGAUAAGAUCUGGACACCCGACACGUUCUUCAGGAACUCCAGGAAGUCCAUCGCACACAAUAUGACCACUCCCAACAAGCUGUUCCGCAUCAUGCAGAACGGGACCGUCCUCUAUACCAUGAGACUAACCAUCAGUGCAGAGUGUCCCAUGAGUCUCAUGGACUUCCCUAUGGACGGACAUGCCUGUCCUCUCAAGUUCGGCAGCUAUGCGUACACGAGCAGUGAGAUCACCUUUACCUGGAGGAAGGGUCUGGAAGCUUCUGUAGACUGUCCUCAGGAGUCUAUCAGUCUGCUCCAGUAUGACCUGGUGGGACAGAGGUUAUCCAUGGAGACGUUCAAGUCCAACACAGGUUUCUACUCUGUCAUGGUGGUUCAUUUUCUACUACAGAGGAAGCUAGGCUACUACCUGAUUCAGACGUACAUCCCUCUGAUUAUGGUGGUGGUGCUGUCGCAAGUAGCCUUCUGGAUCAACAAAGAGUCUGUCCCUGCACGCACUGUGGCUGGCAUCACCACGGUCCUCACCAUGACAACCCUCAGCAUCAGUGCCCGCCAGUCUCUGCCCAAGGUGUCCUACGCUACAGCCAUGGACUGGUUCAUCGCCGUGUGUUUUGCGUUUGUGGCGUCCGCGCUCAUCGAGACUGAUGGUAGCGCUCACCUUAGAGGGGGCCUGAAGAAGAGGUAUAACUCCAUAUCCCAGAGUGAGAUGGAUACUGGCCCCUCGGUGCCCAUCUUCCUGCAACAGGGUUCAGCUGUGCCCCCCAUCCCAGCGCUGGCUGGCACCAGCCCAAUAGACCAGUACUCCCGCAUCAUGUUCCCCCUGGCCUUCGCACUCUUCAACCUCUUCUACUGGAUCAUAUACCUGGGCAAGGACACCAUGGAACAGGCCAGGUAUGUGUUCAUAAAGUCUCUAUUCUGUUCUGUUAUGACAUCAUGGAACAUGCCAGAUUGA